Messenger RNA from Aegilops tauschii subsp. strangulata, 1584 nucleotides. RefSeq names its product GDSL esterase/lipase At5g45910. Gene Ontology annotation, molecular function: hydrolase activity, acting on ester bonds. The record is from RefSeq and is a predicted model, not a curated record. Lineage: Eukaryota; Viridiplantae; Streptophyta; Magnoliopsida; Poales; Poaceae.
CCCGUUCCAUCCAUUCAAAGCGCUCUGCUCUCUGCCCCGCCCGCCGGCUCAUCUCCGCGCGCAGAGGCAGCGUCGCAGCGAGCACACACCACCUUCGAUCCCUCCUCCUCCUCCUCCUGCUUCUUCUCUCGCGUACACGGCUGCGCGUGUGACGAUGGCGAGGACGUCGUCGUCGCCGACGGCGACGAGGCUGCCGCUGCUGCUUGUGCUGCUGUCGUCGCUGGCCUUGCAGGCGGCGGCGCAGAAGUACAAUGCGGUGUACAGCUUCGGCGACUCGAUCACGGACACGGGGAACCUGUGCACCAACGGGCGGCCCUCGGCGAUCACCUUCACGCAGCCGCCCUACGGGGAGACCUACUUCGGGAGCCCCACCUGCCGCUGCUCCGACGGCCGCGUCAUCGUCGACUUCCUCAGCACCAAGUACGGCCUCCCCUUCCUGCCCCCCUCCAAGUCCACCUCCGCCGACUUCAAAAAGGGCGCCAACAUGGCCAUCACCGGCGCCACCGCCAUGGACGCCCCCUUCUUCCGCUCCCUCGGCCUCUCCGACAAGAUCUGGAACAACGGGCCCAUCAGCUUCCAGCUCCAGUGGUUCCAGACCAUCACCUCCUCCGUCUGCGGCAGCAGCUGCAAGAGCUACCUGGCGAACUCGCUCUUCAUCUUCGGGGAGUUCGGGGGGAACGACUACAACGCGAUGCUGUUCGGCAACUACAACACGGACCAGGCGAGCACGUACGCGCCGCAGAUCGUGGACACCAUCGGCGCCGGCGUGGAGAAGCUGGUCGCGAUGGGGGCCGUGGACGUGGUGGUGCCGGGGGUGCUCCCCAUCGGCUGCUUCCCCAUCUACCUCACCAUCUACGGCACCUCCAGCGCCGCCGACUACGACGCCCUCGGCUGCCUCAAGAAGUUCAACGACCUCUCCACCUACCACAACAGCCUGCUGCAGGCCAAGGUGUCCGCCCUCCAGGCCAAGUACAAGUCGGCGCGCAUCAUGUACGCCGACUUCUACGCCGGGGUCUACGACAUGGUCCGGAGCCCCAGCAAAUACGGGUUCAGCUCGGUGUUUGAGGCGUGCUGCGGGUCGGGGGGAGGCAAGUACAACUACGCCAACAGCGCGCGGUGCGGCAUGUCCGGCGCCUCCGCCUGCGCCAGCCCGGCGUCCCACCUCAGCUGGGACGGCAUCCACCUCACCGAGGCCGCCUACAAGCAGAUCACCGACGGCUGGCUCAACGGCGCCUACUGCCACCCCGGCAUCACCCACUAGCCAGCCACCUCACCUCAGUUCGUGCAUGGGCGCAUCAGCGAACGCAUCGUCGUCGUCCGUGGAUCAAUCAUUAAUCAAUCAAUCAAUCGAUUAUUAUUAUUAUUAUUAUUAUUAUUAUUAUUUGAUCAGUCGGGUUAAUUAUGACGUGCCUGGGGACUGGCUAAGGCUGGGUUCCCGGUCUGAUCCGGUGGCAAAAAAUCGGGGCGCGUGUGUGGUGAUGACUGAAGAAAGUUAAAAAAAUGACGGCAACUGUCGUGGAACAGUACUGCCCGUGUUGGUGUCAGCCUGUAAUAAUCUGAUAAUUGUUUUGUUCCAUGGAAAAA